Molecule: messenger RNA, 1051 nt
Organism: Dendroctonus ponderosae (mountain pine beetle)
Lineage: Eukaryota; Metazoa; Arthropoda; Insecta; Coleoptera; Curculionidae
Exons: 3
Coding region: 132-743 (203 amino acids)
Biological process (GO): regulation of Toll signaling pathway; central nervous system formation; innate immune response
Cellular component (GO): extracellular region
Molecular function (GO): Toll binding; growth factor activity
Source: RefSeq, a predicted model, not a curated record
ACAUGACCGACCAGCCAAACUUUCGGUUAGAAUCUCAGAGUUAACGGUCGGGCGAACAGGGCUGUGAAUCAUAUCUUUCUAGUCAUCCAGUAACGUUAUUGUGAUAUUCCUGCCAAUUUGUUGUUAACAGAAUGAAUACCAGCAGCAUUUACUUUGUUAGUGUUUUAGUGUGUUUUUCUUUAGCGGGGCCAGUCAAACACCACGCAAAAAAGCAAAGGAACAAAGACAAGUUUAGUCCGAAAAUCGUCAGCACAUGCAACGCUCUGGAAAUUUGCAACGAAACCCGCACUUAUCCAUUCAAAGUGAUCCAGAGGCUGGUGAAGAGGAAGAAGAAUCUGCCACUGUUCAGCAAGGUGUCCCUAAUCGAGCCUGCUGAUGAUGUUCCCAUACCGAAACUGAGGGGACCCGGCAUGGAGCCGAAUAAUCUGUGCAAAACCAAAACGAUCACAGUCCUGCCCAAAGCUGGAUACGAUCACAAUUCUGGAGAGCAGAGGUUUAUCAUCAAUAUUAAGGAUUACGUGCAGUCUGUGGUCUAUGAAACUUGCGCAGAGCCAAACCAAGAAUGUAUAGAUCCAAAGAUGCUGCCGUUUGGAUUCCGAACACUUUGCAGACAAAAAUACAACAUAGUCCGACUGGUUUCGCUCAGUUCCGAUGGCAAAGUGGACUAUGGCAAAUUUAUGGUGCCCAGCACGUGUGUUUGCAGUUAUUGCAACGACAACACUAACGCAUUAUUGCCGUUCUAAAGUCACUAAAAUGGCUAUUUUGAAAAAAGUGUCCGAACGCGGCAGCUGCAAGUUUACGAAGACACUUUUUUACGGAACGCUCUCUUGUUCGCAUUUUUCAUUGCACUACACGCAAACGCCCGCAUUUAUCAAAAAUGCUAACGAUCAUCAAAAAUCGAAUUGGUUCCUCGAAUGUAUUUACUAGGUUUAGGUCCAAAACAUAGAGACUUAUUUUUUAGACUUGACUCUGCUAUUUAUUGACUAUUUAAUAUAGAUUAAGUAUUUAUUUUGUACCGAUUUUUGUAAUAAAAUUGCAUUCAAAUUUGCCA